Messenger RNA from Pocillopora meandrina, 929 nucleotides. NCBI's taxonomy places the organism in Eukaryota, Metazoa, Cnidaria, Anthozoa, Scleractinia, Pocilloporidae. The record is from the annotation of a GenBank genome assembly.
CUCUGGGUUACUUCUAUUCAAGUCGCCUUAGUUCCAUCCCAUCAACUUAUCUGGUGUCAAGAAGAAAAGCAAUUCGUUGUUUUAUUGAAGUACAUCAUGUCGGAGAAAGAAGAGUUCAUUAAGGCGCAAGUGAAGGAUAACAAGGUCGUUGUUUACUCCAAGACCCGCUGCCCUUUUUGUAAAAAGGCGAAAGACGCGCUGAAGGCUGCCGGAUUGAAAGACUACCUCCUGAUUGAGUUGGACGAACGCGAUGACGGGGAUGAAUUUCAAGACGCCCUUCAAAAAAUUACUGGAGGCAGAUCGGUAAGCUUCAAAACAUUCGUUUCAUUGCGUUUUUACGAGCUUAAGAAAUACACAGUGAAAAUCUGAUAGGAAUCACCUCUCUUCGGAAUUAAAGACUGUUUGAUGCCUCGACCGAAAUUGCAAACUAAUCGUCUAGUCGAUCGUCGAAUGAAUUAUGCAAAAUUAAACGCGCGAACGCCUCUGAAAUAUACUUAUUCCGUCAGUAAGGUAAAUUGAUCACCAAAACGUCUUGAAAAGGGUUGGGUAUUUCUUUUUCGGUCUUUCAAACUCUGUAAGAUGUUUGUGUGUUCUCUUCAGGAAUGGUAUUUUUAGUACUGACGUUUUACAAUUCUUAGCGGUUCGUAAUGAUCGAGCAGUCACGAGUCUUGUAUUCUAUGAAGGGCGAAGAUCUCAUUUUAGUAAGACGUGUGAAGAUCAGGAGGCUUUCUUAUUUUUGUUUUUUUUGAAAAAAAAAAGCUUUGAGUGAAGCAAGAUUUUCUCUGGCCCUACUUCACGACUUUUUCUCUAUUUUUCAGGUUCCACGAGUGUUCAUUGGAGGUACUUUUGUUGGUGGAGGAGAUGAUGUCCAGGUGCUUCAAAACAAAGGACAACUGAAGCCAAAGUUAGAGAAUGCAGGAGCUUUGUAA